AUGGCCCAUCCUUAUCAUAACAUCAAAGACUUCCAAUCGUUUUGCAAAGCUCGCGCUGUUGCUUUGCACAAACAUGUAUCCGCUUUACCGGAGGGCAAAUUCGAAGAGAACCCUUGGGAACUUGUGCGACUUAUAGAGGACUUUGCCAACACCGAAAAGCUCCCCAUGAUAUUCCGUGAAACCAAGAUGAACCUGGCCCGAGUCGCUCUCGCAGAUAUGAGCCCAAAGCCAAAGGUGAUGGUCGAGUUUGGAAGCUUCGUUGGUAAUUCGACGAUAGCAUGGGGCGCUAUGCUGAGAGAGUUUUAUCCAGGCGACAAUAGUGGCAUUCGCGUUUACAGUUUCGAGCUCGACCCCGAACUAGCAGAGAUUGCACGAGAUGUUGUGAAACUAGCUGGUAUGAGCGACAUUGUCACUGUCGUUGACGGACCAGGCGCAGAGUCGUUGAAGACUCUUGUGAAGAACGGAGAUCUUAAGACCGAAAGUGUUGAUGCAGUCUUCUUCGACCACUGGGAAGACAUCUAUCUUCCAGAUUUGAAGCUCUGUGAGGAACUUGGAGUUCUUCACAAGGGAUCAGUUGUAUUGGCAGACAAUACUGACAUUCCCGGUGCGCCUAAGUACCUCGAGUAUGUGAGAGGCAACAUGGAGGAACUUGCUGGAACUUUACGAUAUCAAAGCAAGACUCAUCUCGUCCCGAACUCGAGUACCUCACACGGGCCACGAGCCCUGGAGGUUACUGUCGUCGUUUGA
Molecule: messenger RNA, 747 nt
Organism: Colletotrichum costaricense
Lineage: Eukaryota; Fungi; Ascomycota; Sordariomycetes; Glomerellales; Glomerellaceae
Product: catechol O-methyltransferase
Exons: 3
Coding region: 1-747 (248 amino acids)
Molecular function (GO): O-methyltransferase activity
Source: RefSeq, a predicted model, not a curated record